GGCUAUUACAAGGAUGCGAGGCAAAUGUCGCGAACGGAAUCUAGAACUUGUAACGACACCAUUAGUUAUUACUUCCAACUACCAGAUAUGUCGGGAGUCAGGAUAGCUACUGGGGGCUGCCUCAGACAGUCACCAAGCCUCUGUCUCCUACAAUCAUCGAAUCCAACACGGAAUGCACGCCUGUCCGGAGCUAAACGAUUCCUCUCUGCUUCACAAAUCCGAGUUGCGACGCCAGGAGCGAGCUAUAACCGCAAGCCAACAAAUGGGGAGGGAAAUGGAAAUGCGCCGAGAACGAACGGGGCCAGCAAGCCAGCGUCUAUAGAUGACCAGUCGCCAAUCAACGACAUUACAUCAGGAUUGGCAGACGAGCCGCUCAUUCUCGACGAGGGUAGUCGACAGGUUGACUGGGCCAAGUCUUUCCACGGUCUAUCUGCCCAGCCAUUCUCGAAAGAAGCCGCAGAUAUAUUACUUGCCGAAAUACCCACUGACGAUGUGGAGGUCAAGCCGGACGGAAUUGUAUAUCUACCAGAGAUCAAAUACAGACGGAUAUUGAACAGGGCGUUUGGCCCAGGAGGCUGGGGUCUGGCCCCUCGAGGAGAGACUAUUGUUACACCGAAGAGCAUUACAAGGGAGUACGCACUUGUGGCGCAUGGAAGACUGGUUUCUGUUUCCCGCGGCGAGCAGGCCUACUUCUCCCCAGAAGGUAUUCCUACGGCUACCGAAGGAUGCAAAUCAAACGCCUUGAUGCGGUGCUGCAAGGAUCUCGGCGUAGCCAGUGAACUGUGGGAUCCAAGGUUCAUCAGGCGGUUCAUGAAGGAACAUGCGAAGCAGAUUUGGGUAGAACAUGUCCCCACCAAGAAGAAGAAGCAGCUGUGGUAUAGGAAAGACGACGAGCCAAGAUACCCAUACAAGGAGAGCAAAUUCUGAACAUAGACUUGGGCAGUGUAGGAUAUGGGGGAACAUAAACUUGGGGCAGUGUAAGAUAUGGGUGGGACAUUUCGGCGUUUACGAAUCACAGAUACCUCAUUAGACAUUGUAUGUACCAUAUAAUAUGACAAACAACCUGGAC
Molecule: messenger RNA, 1069 nt
Organism: Pseudogymnoascus verrucosus
Lineage: Eukaryota; Fungi; Ascomycota; Leotiomycetes; Thelebolales; Thelebolaceae
Exons: 2
Coding region: 25-927 (300 amino acids)
Biological process (GO): interstrand cross-link repair; recombinational repair
Cellular component (GO): mitochondrial chromosome; mitochondrial nucleoid
Molecular function (GO): single-stranded DNA binding
Source: RefSeq, a predicted model, not a curated record